This is a messenger RNA of Solanum tuberosum (potato), 1506 nucleotides long. RefSeq names its product protein unc-45 homolog A. Gene Ontology annotation, molecular function: protein binding. NCBI's taxonomy places the organism in Eukaryota, Viridiplantae, Streptophyta, Magnoliopsida, Solanales, Solanaceae. The transcript is spliced from 3 exons. The coding region runs from base 265 to 1035 and encodes 256 amino acids. The record is from RefSeq and is a predicted model, not a curated record.
GAUCUUUUCCUUUUUUAUUUUAUUUCCUUUCCCAGUGACGGGACAAGAGGAAGCAUUUUGGAAAAGGGUGGACCCGUAACUUUGCUCCCGCUCAUACACGCAUUGCCGCUCCGCUAUUUGCUUUGCCCCCGAUCGAUUACUUCCUUCUCUGACUGAUUGUUCCAUUUUCUUCAACCUCAAUUCUCCCAAUUUUUCAAAUUCAAGUUGCUGUUUUCUGUAUUAUUCGAUUCAAUUUCUUCGAAUUAGGGUACAUACAUACAACACAUGGCCUCAUCAGCUACCAUCAACAAGAUCGAAAGAGCUCACCAGAUGUACAGGGAAGGUAGAUAUGCCGAAGCUCUGGGUUUUUAUACGGAUGCUCUUUCUUUGGCUAAAACAAAGUCCCAAAAGAUCGCUCUCCACAGCAAUCGUGCUGCUUGUUUCCUCAAACUUCACGAUUUCAAAAAGGCAGCAGAUGAAUGUACAUUGGUGCUUGAACUUGAUCAAAAACACACAGGCGCGCUGAUGUUGCGCGCUCAAACCUUAGUCACCCUCAAGGAGUACCAUUCAGCACUUUUCGAUGUCAACAGGUUAAUUGAGUUGAAUCCAUCAUCAGAAGUGUAUCAAAACCUCCAUGCCCGUCUGAAGACCCAAUUGUCACUUGCUCCAAUACCUGAAGAUGAAGCAGAGCUUGACGAAGAUGAUGACUUAAAGGUAGAUUGGGAAGAACAAUGUACAAAUAGAGAAACCAAUGAAGUUGAUGUAGGAGAAGACAAAAGAGAUGUUGUGGAAGUAACCACAAUAAAAGCCGAGUCUGGAAGUGUCAAACAGACAACUGAAGUCAGUGAUGUUCCAAAAAUGGAAUCGUCUGAACAACAGUCGUCUAGCUGGGAAGCAAUCCCACAGCCAAAAGGACAUUCACGGCUUGACUAUUCUAGAUGGGAUAGGGUUGAAGAUGAGUCUAGUGAAGAUGACGAUGAUGAUGAUGAUGACGAUGAUUCUCAACCUCAGUAUAGAUUCCGUGUCAAAACUAUUGGUGUGCGAGCUGUUAAGUAAGACGAAGAAAGUAUUUAAUGCAAAUUGGGCCAUACAAUUCUUUGUUGUUUCAUAUGAAGAGAUCUGAAAGUCUAUUGGGCUUCGAAAUGAUGCUAACUUUGUUUCAUUCAGCAUCACGUGGAAGCUCUGGCUCAUGUUGAUAGUUCCUUGUACUUGUGAGCAUAUAAACCUUAUACUUGUGAGCAUAUAAACAAUGUACAUUUUAUAUGAAGUGAGAGAGCAACAAAAACUGGGAUAUCAUCUGCCAGAGUGAGAUGGUUCUGGCAGUGUUACUAUGACUCUAGUGCUGUUUUGAUUGUUUUCCAUUCCGGAAAACUGGUGUCCAGGCUGCUGGCUGUACAAUUCUCUUUGGUGGAACAUUGUAGAUUUACGUCUUUGGAUGCAUGAUUCUGUUGAAUGAAUGAAUUGUGAGACCACCAACAGUGUGUUUCUCCGUUAAAUCAAUGAGAAGAGGAACAUACCUUUCUUCUU